Molecule: messenger RNA, 650 nt
Organism: Malaya genurostris
Lineage: Eukaryota; Metazoa; Arthropoda; Insecta; Diptera; Culicidae
Exons: 2
Coding region: 162-593 (143 amino acids)
Source: RefSeq, a predicted model, not a curated record
GAUUUAUUCACGACAGGCGAAUAAAACUGAUACUAGAGAAUAUAUUCCUCGAACAAGUACAGCUCCAGAAGGCUCAUUCAUCGAUCACCCACAAGGGGAGGAAGACUUAAUUCGAACUCAAUUAAAUUUUUUUUUAAUUUUGGUUCUACUAGACGAAUAUCAUGAGAGCUCUGGCAAUAGUACUUCUCUGCUUAGCAGUGACGUGGAACUAUGGAUCAGUGGAGGCACUACGCUGCAUCCAAUGCCAAUCGACAAACACUACUUGCGAGACUCCCAUCUUGGAAUGUAACAAUGGUACUGCUGACGUCAGUCUUGAGCUGCUAAAGAUUCUCAAGCCAGACCUAGCUACCAAGGAAAAGGGUGACAAAUUUCGAUGCUUUGAAGUAGAUGUUAAAAAAGAUGAAAAUUUGGUGUACAUAAAAGGAUGCAUUUACGACGAUGUGGAUGUGUGCACAGGUGAAACCAAAGAAGGUGCACAGGAGUACUGUCAUCGUUGCACUGACGAUGUGUGCAACGGUGCUUCCGCUCUCGCGAUCAAUAUCAGCUUAUUACUAGGAUUGGUGUUAGCACUUAGAACAUAUUCGAAGUGGUGAUAAGGUGUGACGAUAUUGUAGAAUACAACUGGCAAAGUAGUUGACAUAGUGUUUAAA